This is a messenger RNA of Ziziphus jujuba (common jujube), 2292 nucleotides long. RefSeq lists its product as uncharacterized. Gene Ontology annotation, molecular function: ubiquitin protein ligase activity. Gene Ontology annotation, biological process: positive regulation of ERAD pathway. Bases 580 to 1953 code for a protein of 457 amino acids. The record is from RefSeq and is a predicted model, not a curated record. NCBI's taxonomy places the organism in Eukaryota, Viridiplantae, Streptophyta, Magnoliopsida, Rosales, Rhamnaceae. The transcript has 9 exons.
ACGAAAUGCUUAAUUUUCUUCCGUUUUCUUGUCUUUAUUGGUGAACUCUCUUUCUCUCUCUUUCUUUCCAAUUUCCCUUCUCUUUCCUCGCCCUGUUUCUGAAUUGAGCUGAGCGAGAAAGAGAAGAAAGAAAUUAAUAAAGCAAAAUCAACAAGUAAAAGAAUUAAAAAAAAAAAAAAAGAAAAACCAAAGAAAACGAAAGAAAGAAAGGAAGAAGAUAUUAAAUAUCCGAGAGAGGGAAAUUGAGAAAGAACGACUCAACUUUCAACCAAAUCCACAAUUUCUUCUUCCUCACGAUUUCUUGUUCUACUUUUUUAUUUUGGGUUGGAAUUUGAAUUUUUGUGAGUGGAUUUGAUCAAAAGCCCUAACUCUUCCCUUCCGUCCAAACACUCCCUCCCCCUGCCUUCCCCAUCCAUCCAAUUCGCCGUAAAUUUGCUGUUAAUGACAUCGGCUGCCAUGAGCUCUUAUUCCCGUUCCUGCUUUAGGGUUAGGGUUUGCGGUAGGAAGUCUCUCCAUUGAUUUUUUUCAGGUGCCUACGCGACGGUGCUGCGCUUUCGUAGGGUUGGGAGACAUAGACAAAUGGAAGCGCCUGGUGGCAAUUCCGAGGCGUAUAGAAGUAGUAAUAGUAUUUCAAGAAGAUACGGUGGUUUGCUUUCCGCUGCGAAUAUAAUCCAAGCACCGCUCUCCACGUUGUUGGAGUACUCUAAUCUUCUUCGGGGCCGCUCUAAUCAUCAGGAAACAGAGGGUUUAAUUGCGGGGCGUUUCAGGGAUCGCCUUCGUGGUCAGCUGGACGAGCCUGUGGCAGUGACGAGCACCAAUGAUGGGGAGGUUUCAAUCAGGAUAAUUGGAGCAGGCGAACAAGAACUUGACAGGGAAGGGACUGGCUUAGCAGUUGUGCAGGGAAGGGAAGCAAGUGCUUCCCAGAAUGAGGUUGUGGUGCCGGAGGGGGGUCAGGGUGAUGAUAGGAUUGAUCGUGGAGCUGGAGAGGGGGUUUCACAGACAGUAAAUGGAGGCUCUGAUGGAGAAAUAGGAGAUGGAGGUGGGGCUAAUGCCAGGGAUUCUUCUUACCAGAGAUAUGAUAUCCAGCAGGCUGCCAAGUGGAUUGAGCAGGUCCUGCCCUUUUCUUUGCUUCUAUUGGUGGUUUUCAUCCGGCAGCAUUUGCAAGGUUUUUUUGUCACGAUUUGGAUUGCUAUUGUCAUGUUCAAAUCAAAUGAUAUUCUAAGAAAACAGACAGCUUUGAAGGGAGAGAGGAAAAUCUCUGUACUUGUUGGCAUCUCACUUGCAUUCACGUUUCAUGUUGUUAGUGUUUACUGGUGGUUCCAGAACGAUGAUCUUUUGUACCCAUUAGUGAUGCUUCCUCCCAAAGUUAUACCACCCUUCUGGCAUGCCAUGUUCAUCAUCAUGGUCAAUGAUACCUUGGUCCGGCAGGCAGCAAUGGUGUUCAAAUGUCUCCUAUUGAUAUACUACAAGAACAGCAGAGGCAGAAAUUACCGUAAGCAGGGUCAAAUGCUAACUUUGGUUGAAUAUUUGCUGCUGCUUUACCGUGCUUUAUUGCCAACACCAGUCUGGUAUCGUUUUUUCUUGAACAAAGAAUAUGGAGGCCUCUUUUCAUCAUUAAUGACAGGGUUGUAUCUGACUUUCAAGCUCACAGCUGUUGUUGAGAAGGUGCAAUCCUUCUUUGCUGCAUUAAAGGCACUGUCACGAAAAGAGGUGCAUUAUGGGGCAUAUGCAACAUCAGAGCAGGUCAAUGCAGCUGGUGAUCUAUGUGCUAUAUGCCAGGAGAAGAUGCAUACUCCAAUUCUUCUACGUUGCAAGCACAUCUUUUGUGAGGACUGUGUCUCUGAGUGGUUUGAGAGGGAACGGACAUGCCCGCUAUGCAGGGCUCUUGUAAAACCUGCAGAUCUGAAAUCAUUUGGUGAUGGAUCAACAAGUUUGUUUUUCCAGGUGUUCUGAAUGUUUUACUGUAAAACCAGGGAGUUAUUUUUUUUUCUCCUGCUUUGAAGCUUUAAGUAUCUCAUUCAAAGCGGCCUCUCUCUCCUAUCUUCACAACAACUACACAGGUUUUAGCUCUGCCUUUGCUCAUGGGUUUCCCUUGUGAAGUAGUAUAAAUUGAAGUGGUUGAAUAGAAUUUUACUGACAUUUGUUCAUAUAUUGUAUUGAUGAGAAAGUUUACAAAAUUGUAUGUAAUGGCGCUGGUUAACCUACAUGUGAAGCUUCUUGUUUAAGAACUCUUUAACAUAUGUCACUGUUCAUUGGCCAUGAAUGAAAAGUCUCCCCUCCUCCCUUUGGUCC